UAUGUUAAUAAUAAAUCGUUUUGGUCUUCCAUUUAAUAUUUAUUUAAAUAAUCAUCGGUUUCAAUUAAUUAGUACAAGAAAAUUCUUAAAUAAUUUUGUUGUCAAAAUUGCUCCACGAAUUGAAAAUAAUUUAUUUUUUUCUUCAAAAUAUUUGAAAAAUAAAGAAUAUUUUGAUCAAAAACAAAAUUAUAAAAAAUUUAAAAUUUGGAGAGGAAUGUGGGCAUUUACUUUUUUUGGUAUUUUUGGAUGGGAAGAUUGGAAAAAAUUGGACGAUGAUCCAUUAAAGGAUAAAGUAAAGUGGGCAAUGUUACACAGAAAAUAUAAACGUUAUGAUAAUGCUGUUGAGGAAUUAAAUAAAGCAUUAAAAGAAGCACAAGAAUUGGGAAAUCAAAAAUAUAUAACAAGAAUAUAUGAUGAAUUAGCAAAUACUUUUUAUGAAUCUACAGAUUUUGAAAAAGCUGAAAAUUUAUUUAGAUUAGUUAUUCACAGAUUAAUAACAAUUCAUCAAAAAACAGAAUCUUCCCCAGAAUUUAUUGGAAUUUCUUUAAAAUUAGCAGAAAUUUUUGCAAAGAAAGGAGACGCUGUUUCUGCAGAUAUUGGAUAUAAACAUUGUUUAAAAAAGCAAAUAGAAGAAUCAGAUAAAGCUUUGGGAAAAUUUUAUAUAGCACAUGGGGCACAUAUUGAAUUAAAAAAUCCGAUGGAUGAAAUUGGGCUUGAUUUUACUGAACCGGUUGAUUUUUAUCCGGAAAGGUUGGAUGAAGCAAAAGAAUAUAUAAAUGAAGCAUUAAAGAUUUCAUAUAAAAUAUAUGGUGUUAAUUCCUCUCAUGCAUUAAAUAUAAUUGUUACAUUUUCUGGGAGAUGUAUACUUAAAAAUCAAUUCAAAAUUGCUCGAGAUUAUUUAGAAAUGGGAAUUGGAAGAAUCUUGGUACAGCCAGAAAAUGAAAACAUGAUACUCUCCUACUAUUGCUGCUAUUCUGAAGCUUUAUUUCAUACCGGUGAAAAAGAAUUGGCUAUCGAUUACGCGGAAAGAGCAGUCAAUUUAGCAAAAGAAGAAGCUGUAGAUCCUUCUGUGCGCGAAUAUGUUAGUGAUUUUGCAAAACAGAUUAAAAGAGAUGUUUCUCGUUCAAAACGAAGUGAAAAUUCGUUGUUAAAAUGGCCUUUUUAG
Meloidogyne enterolobii is the source of this 1165-nucleotide messenger RNA. Lineage: Eukaryota; Metazoa; Nematoda; Chromadorea; Rhabditida; Meloidogynidae. The record is from the annotation of a GenBank genome assembly.